GAAAACACACAGCGGUGGAGCCAGCCAGUGUUGUUUUUCUCUGUGUGUGGCAGGCUGGACGGUGGGGGUGAGGUGCGGGCUCCUCCAGUUACUGAUCUCUCGCCCAGUUCCCCUUCGACAGCUCCACUAAUGGCACCCUCCUCACACCGCUAGCUGGAAACCCACUAUGCUGACAUAUACUGAACAGCUCAUAUUUUGGAUCGAUUUCAGCAGUUUCAGAAAGAUGCGCGCUCCUCUUGUGCUGUAAACGGCGUGAAAAAGCAGAGCGCAGAAGAAAACACGGAAACCGGUCGGAUUCAACCAUUAGCCUCGUCGGGAAGUCUACAAAAAUGCCUGAGGUUCGGGACCUUUCUGAAGCUUUGCCAGAGAUGUUCAUGGACCCAAUCACCGGAGUCGGAGUAGUGGCCUCCAGGAACAGGGCGCCCACAGGAUAUGAUGUGGUCUCUACCACAACUGAUGGCCUAGAUGCUGACCUGUGGAAAGAUGGCCUUUUUAAAUCCAAGGUGACCCGCUACCUCUGCUUCACGAGAGUUUUCUCAAAAGAAAAUAGCCAUUUAGGUAAUGUUCUUGUGGACAUGAAGCUGAUUGAUAUAAAGGACACUUUGCCUGUGGGUUUCAUCCCGAUCCAGGAAACUGUUGACACUCAAGAGCAAGCCUUCAGGAAAAGACGACUCUGCAUCAAGUUUAUUCCUCGGGACUCCACGGAGGCAGCCAUCUGUGACAUCCGCAUCCUGGGACGCUCCAAGCAGGCUCCUCCUCAGUACACAUUUAUAGGAGAGCUGAACAACAUGGGAAUCUGGUAUCGCAUGGGGACUGUCCCUCGAGCCCAGGACUCCACACACACUCCAACUGCUAACAACAUUCAGAAUGUGAACUCCUCCUCCAGCUCAGCUCCAGUCCCAGCAGCUCCAAUGCCCAAACAUAUUUCCAUGACCCUCCCUGCCAGCUUCAGAGGGAAGAACACCACUAGACCAGACUAUGAGCACCAAAACUCCAACCUGUAUGCUAUUUCAGCAAUGGAUGGGGUGCCUUUCAUGAUAUCUGAGAAGUUUGCCUGCGCCUCAUCUGAUCUGCAGCAGGUGGAUCUGAUGGGCAUUACAAUCAAGUCACUGGCUGAGAUUGAGAAAGAGUAUGAUUACAGUUUCCGCACAGAGCACAGUGCAGCGGCUCGACUGCCACCCAGUCCAACGCGGACCUCCCUGAGCUCCGAGGCCUGAGCAUGCCCUCUCUAACAACACUCUCGCCUAUGGACACCUGCAGGAGAGACCUGUACACAGCUACUGAGAACCUGCCCACAGCAAACAGUGAUUUCCCACCUCUCCAAGAAAACUGACCUAGAAGAAAAAACCACAAAAACUAUGCAUUUUCAAAUUUCUGCGUGAUGUUGUGACCUCUGUGCAUUAGUUGUGCUAUCAAAAUAUAACAGAAAUAUUGGAACUCAGAGGGUCAGGCUGAAACCACUACUUACAGCAUUUUGUGCUGAAGGAAUAAUAGAGGGAUCUGCUCAUAUGAUUUUAAAAUACAUUUCUUAAAAGUAUCAGAGGUGUUGUUCCCUUAUGACAGAAAUAACUAUUCCCCAUCUGAAGGACUUCUUACAGCAAAAUGAAAGGAUUACAGAGGUACUUUCUUUUGACGGAGGGUGUCUGUUAGGCAUUUCCUAUUUGAAAUGAAUUGAGUCUGAAAGCAGAUGUCAUAUUUGCCUUCCUUGUUUAUGACACACCUGCUGCUCUGCUCUGAAUCAAAGCACCAGGGAGGCAUGUGUCACAAACACUAAAGCAAGAAAUGGGAUUUUUCUGUUCUGUUGUACUGGUGUUCUUUAUUGGGAAUGAUUCUAGUUGUUCUUUAGAUGUUACUGUAAUACUCUGGUGUGACUGUGAGUGCACUUUGUGUUUGGGGAUUUCAGUGUACUUCCUGUUUGCCACAAAUAUUCUGUUAACCACUCCUCCACUUUCUCUAAGCCAGCAGCUUGGAUGACUUCUUGAACCACUGUUACUGAUUAAAGGUUUGUAAAGCAAGGUGCAGGUUAUGCUGCUGCACAGCACAUACCACUGUUGUGACUGUUGGCAACUGUAGCUAAUAUAAACUGAGCCAGUUACCGACAUAUGAGUUUUGAUACUGAUACCAAACAAAUAUCUUUUCAAUACUUUACAUUUUUUUCCUUUGAAAGAGGAACGCUUAGUUUUAGCCUCAGCACCCCAAACACAUUUUGGUUGGUACCAAAAAAGCUGUUGAUACCCAGCCCUGAUGUCUUUACAAUAGAACUAUUUUCAUAGUUACUUUCUUGAUAUUUAACAAAGAUUUUGCAGCUCAUGUAUUGUCCGCAAAAGUGCUCUUCUUUUUAUUUGAACACGUGGGUUACAUGUGAGUUAACGUAUUUGUCGUGUAUACUUUUCCUUUUCUGACAAUGAUCGAGCUUGUUUCCUUUCUGCCCUUUUUAACAAGGCGAGAAAUCGGCAUGUGAUAACCACCAACUCAGAAACAUUUCAGUUCACUUGUAAUGAGAGUAAUGGAAUUUAGACACCAAGAAGGGGUUGCUGCUCGGUAUCUCAACUAACCUGUGCUGUCAUUUGUCCACAGUCUGUGUUUCCCAUCACCAAACCAAGACAGAGCAUUGAGUCCCUCUGACAGUAACUUAAGAGGGACAUUGAAAACAUUUUUGACUGGUCAGACCAUACACCACCAGCAAGGUGAUGGGCUCUGUGUGUAGUACCGAGGGUGGUGGGACCCAAAAUGGCUGUUUGUUACAGAUUUUGUUCUGUUUGGUUUAUUAUAGUGGAUGGCAGCAGAUCCAGCAUCAGUGCAGUGGAUGAUGUACUGACAAGAGGAAUUGAUUCAGAUCUUCUUUGCCUCUUCUGUUAAUUUCCACUGUGUUCCAUGAUGUCGGAGCAUUGAAGUGAAAGAUAAAAAUGUAGUGUAAAUUUUUUUUUUUUUUUUUUUAAAGGUCAGCAGUUUUCUUUCCAGGUUUUUCAACACAAGCCAUUCAGUAUCAGACACACCAGUGAAGACACCAGUCUUUGAUCACUUUUUUUUUUUUUUGCCUGAAGCCCCAAAUCCAAAUCUUUGAAGAUGACAAGCUGUUAAUGGUUGGACACCUGUGUGUAUUCUGUUAAAUGUCUUAGCCAAGUCAUAGCAAGAUGUCAUUAUGCUACAACCGUACUCUGAACCUGAAGACAAUGCUGCCUUUAUGAAAGAGCAGGGAGUAGUGAGUAGGACAUGACUGCUGUUGUGAUGAAGGCACUGGUCCAGUUGACACGUAAAUUACAUAAAAUACACAAUGUGAAGCAUUCUCGUUGCUUUGCUCAGCUUUGCUCAUUUGAGACUUGUCCAUUGUUUGAGUACUGACUUUUGUUUUAAAGUCUGUAGAAUCUGUGAUGUGCUGUAAUUGAAUAUAUUUUAAUUUUGAAUUAACUUCUAAAAAGGUGUAUGUUCAGGUUGUCCUUGCCUCUUUCUUAAUACAUUCACAAAAUCCUUAAUGUUCCAUAAAUGCUCAUUGACUCAUUUUUGUUCAUUUCACUAUUUCAUGCAACUAAUGUUACAAGAAAAAAUGUUUUAUUAUUCUGCAAUAUCAUCGAGUCAUUAAUGCACGGAGUGAAUCCUGUUGCUUUAUGUUUGUAUUUGUCUAAUUUAUUAGUCAUUUCAGUAUUGUGACCAUGUUGGUUGUCUCAAUGUUUGUUUGUUUUUUUAUAAAUGUAUUAUAACUGUCUUUUGCACUGCUGACAUGAUUGAUGAGCUGAAAAGAUAAAUGGCUCGUGUCCAUGUGAAGCUCUGUAUUUGAGCUGAGUGUAUCCGCCUGUUCUGUGAUAAGCUACACAUGUAUCAUUUCUACGCUCUAGUGUUUACCUACAGCCAGUUUUGCUGAAACAUUUAAUAGCUAACUAAUAUGGUGUCUGCAUUAACAACAAAUAAGAAUCCUGCUUUGAUGUUUCUGUUCGUUUUCAUGCAUGGUGACAUGAGGUGUCAGGGGUUUCAGUACGACACCUAUUUUUGUAGGUUAAUGAGUAAAAGUCACAGAUUUUAUCUCAUAAAUACACUCUAUUCAUCAAGAAUGAACAAAACUGUCAGUUGAAUUUGUAAUGUGAGGGAAUUUCAUUAAAUUUUGAUGAACUAAA
Messenger RNA from Acanthochromis polyacanthus (spiny chromis), 4109 nucleotides. RefSeq names its product multivesicular body subunit 12Ba (gene mvb12ba). Gene Ontology annotation, cellular component: late endosome; ESCRT I complex. Gene Ontology annotation, biological process: virus maturation; regulation of epidermal growth factor receptor signaling pathway; viral budding. The transcript is spliced from 10 exons. Lineage: Eukaryota; Metazoa; Chordata; Actinopteri; Pomacentridae. The record is from RefSeq and is a predicted model, not a curated record. The coding region runs from base 330 to 1217 and encodes 295 amino acids.